UAUAUAACUGAAAUUUCAAUAUUAGAUAGGAGCUAUCAUGGAGGGUAGGUUAAAGAUGCUCCAAGAGAACACCAAGAAUAUCAGAAAUCUCUGUAUUCUGGCUCACGUGGAUCAUGGAAAAACUACCAUUGCAGAUUCUUUGAUAGCUAGUAAUGGUAUCAUAUCACAAAGACUCGCUGGAAAGCUGAGAUACCUUGAUAACCUGAACCAAGAAAAGGCCAGAGGAAUAACUAUGAAAUCCAGUGCAAUCUCUCUUCAUCAUAGGAAUAGUGGUGAAGAUUAUUUACUGAAUCUCAUAGACAGUCCUGGUCAUGUAGAUUUUAGUGGAGAGGUUUCAACAGCUGUGCGGCUCUGUGAUGGAGCCUAUAUUGUAGUUGAUGUGGUGGAAGGAGUUUGCCCACAAACAGUAACAGUAUUACAACAAGCUUGGGCAGAAUGUAUAAAACCUUGUCUGAUCCUCAACAAGUGCGACAGACUUAUCACUGAAAUGAAGUUUUCUCCGGACGAGGCGUACGUGCACUUACAGAGACUUUUAGAGCAGAUAAACAGUAAAGUUGGGGAGUUGCACUCGUCCUCUGUCAUGAAGAAGGAACAUCAGGAGUAUAUGAAAUCCAGACUGCCAACUGAAGCUGAACCAGAAAGUGACUCUGUGUACGACUGGUCCAGCGGGUUAGACCUCGACGAGAACGAUGAUUCCAAUAUUUACUUUUCACCGGAGCUGGGGAAUGUAGCCUUCGCUAGUGCUAGUGACGGCUGGGCAUUCAGAAUCUCUACAUUUGCUACACAGUACCAGCGUAAAAUGGGGAUAAAGAGAUCAGUGCUCAUGAAAACACUGUGGGGUGAUUAUUAUCUGAACAACAAAGCUAAACAGAUAUCUAAAGGAGCCUAUGCCAAGGGAAAGAGACCUCUAUUUGUAACUUUCAUCUUAGAUAGUAUAUGGAAUGUUUACAGAGCGGUGUUAUUACAGAGGAACAAAGAAAGAAUAGAUCAGAUAGUAACCUCUUUAAAACUGAAGAUAGCACCCCGCGAUGCACGGAGCACUGAUUACAGAGUUCAGUUAUUUGCUGUGUGCAGCGCCUGGAUGCCUAUGGCUGCCACUGUUCUGGACAUGGCGUGUGAAGUGUUACCAGCACCAAACGAACUAACCUCUGAGAAAAUACAAAACCUACUCUGUUCCGGUGUUACUAGUAUAGAGCAACUACCCCCAGAGACUCAGGAUCUUAAAACUGCGUUUAGGAAUUGUAGUGGUGACGACAAUGACCCCGUCAUAGUAUACGUUAGCAAAAUGUUCAGUGUCUUACCUGGUGCUAUAUCAACCAAUAAACACAGACCCCUUACUGAUGAUGAGAUUGAGCGAAGAAGAGAUGCUGCCAGAAUAAGGAACCAACAGAAACUUACUGUCAACUUCAACCCCGAAACUAUCGAGCUGGGACCAAGACGAGAUACUGUUGAGGAAGAGAAGGAACCUGAUAAGGAGCAGUUUAUAGCUUUCUGUAGAAUUUACAGUGGAAGGAUUGAACCAGGAAAACAGGUGUUUGUGCUGGGCCCACGACACGACCCGCGCACGAUAGCUGCGCAGGAGCGCUCCACUAUGGGCGUAAAUGUGCACGUGGGCAAGGUAGCUCUGGGAGCUUGUUACUUGUUGAUGGGUGGAGAUCUAGAGGUGGUUCCUUCUGUCGCUGCAGGUAACAUAUGCGGCAUUGGCGGACUGAAAGAUCUAAUCCAGAAAAGCGCCACAAUAUCAGAUUCCUUAUUCUGUCCACCCUUCCACGGGAUGUCCCACUGGCAGACCCCUGUACUCAGGGUGGCUGUUGAACCCACAAACCCGGCAGAGAUCCCCGCUCUUAUUAUGGGAAUGAAGCUGCUGAACCAAUCAGAUCCUUGUGUAGAGACCACAGUACUGGAUACCGGAGAACUGGUGCUCUGUACUUCUGGAGAAGUUCAUCUGGACAGAUGUAUUGAGGAUCUUAAAACCAGGUUCAGUAAAAUAGAUAUCAAAGUCUCCCCACCGUUAGUAAGUUUCAGAGAAACUAUAGUUAUCCCUCCCAAGCUCGACAAAGUUAAUGAGGCAAUAAUUGAAGAGAUGUCAGACUCUUCCAACAGCAAAGCCCACACGAUCCAAACGGCCAACAAAUCCAUCAGUUUCACAGUACAAGCCUUUCCUCUAUCAGAGGAGUUUGUUAAUUUCAUAUCAGAGAAUAGAAACGCCCUGAAAUGUCUGGUUAACUCUACCCUGUUUGCUGGCUCUACUAAUCAUACUCCCGCGCCCAUAGACGAACAUACAGAUUUUAAGAUCGAAGAGUUCAAGCUAUUUCUUGAGGAGCACCUAGAGGAUAUACCAGUUGAGAAUUGUAUCGAGAAGAUAAUUUGUUUUGGUCCCAGUCAGAUCGGUCCGAACAUUCUGAUCAACAAUAUUCCACGGUACGACAGGCCGGUUAUCUGGCCCGGGAGUGACAGUGAGAAUCUGGAUAUGAGUUGUCUCUGGGACUACGAGAGCAGCGUUAUACGUGGCUUUGAUCUGGCCGUCUCUAGCGGACCACUGUGCGAGGAGCCGAUGGCAGCUACACUGUUUGUACUACAAGAGUGGAUAGGAUCCUGGCAGUCAGAUACCACCGAAUCUGUUGGUCAGCCAAUAGCCGGCCAGAUCGUCUCAGCGGUAAAAGAAGGCUGCAGACAAGCUUUCUUGAAAAAACCAUGUCGACUUAUGAUAGCUAUGUACAAGUGCGAAGUACAGGCAACAGCAGAGGUGCUAGGCAGAGUGUAUGGAGUUUUGGCAAAGCGCCAGGGAAGAGUUAUAAGUGAAGAACUAAAAGAGGGCUCCGGGACAUUUGUCAUUGCGGCGGUUCUGCCUGUUGCGGAGAGUUUGGGAUUCGCUGAUGAAAUUAGGAAGAAGACGUCUGGAUUUGCCAUGCCGCAACUUGUGUUUAGUCAUUGGGAGACUUUACAAGAAGACCCGUUUUGGGUUCCGACGACUGAAGAAGAGCUGGCACAUUUUGGAGAAUUGGGUGAUUCAGGUAACCUGGCUCACGACUAUAUGAUGAGUGCGAGAAAGAGAAAAGGACUCUCCACUGACGAACAGAUUGUGGUUUCUGGAGAAAAGCAGCGAACUCUUAAGAAAAACAAGUGAAACUCCAAAAAUUGGGGGAAGACUUUUAUUUGUAUAUGAAUAUUAGUUACAUCAAUCUGUUUACAAAAGGAUCCACGACAAAUUCGUAUUUCUUAAUCACCUAAAGGGUUUCCAACAAUAAUGUCUUCUACGAGCAGAUUGCUUUCUUGUGCCCUUAUUCACACAUUUGCGGGUUUCUCAAUUUCUAAUCCUCGCAACCGUUCAUCACUGUUGGUUUAGCGAAUCAGAAGUCUUCCACCCUUUCCAGGCAUAACUGUUCAGAAUUCCUGACUGUUCAAUGGCUCCGAUUCUCUUGGAUUCUGCUGGCGGUUUCGUCAUUUUACUCAAUCUGUCCACGAUCUCUUGAACCUAUAAAGUGUUUAAUAUUACAGCAUGUGAUCGUUCUAUGGGAAAGUGAAAUGAUCUUAUUUUCUGACAACAUGUAGCGGUAAAAUCUCAUGCUCUGCGAUUUAUAAACCUAAUCAUGUUAGUCUGCGACACGAAUAUUUAAGAGACAAUUUAUCCUACUGUAAACAUUCCAACUUACCUCUUCUUUUUCUUUAGCUCCUCCAGGUCGCUCUAUAUCGGGGAUGUUCUUAUGCGAGACUCUCGACUGAAAAAUUUAACUUUAGCGACUAAUAGUGCACCGCAAAGUAAUACACUGUACAAGCAGACUUUAAACUAUCUGUAUUGCCAAUACAGCUAGUUAAAAGUCUGCUUGUGAUGAUUGUGUCCUCUGCUUACGGUAGUCAAGUAGCCAAUACUUGUUAAACUUUCUCGGCACUGCUCGUUAGAUAUAUGCUAAAUCAUCGGCCGUGUAUUUUUAUCACAAGCUGUUGCUAUUAUUAUCAACUAACAUAUGCAUAAAAACAUUACGCAUAUAAAGGUGCUAAAAGCAUUGGGUGUGAGUCUCGGUCCUUGGAUGAGUCUGACUAAAUACACAAUAGCGCUACAUUUCUAAGAUGAUUAGGGUUGCAUUGUUUGUCCUAUCUUUGUUCCUCCAGGUUGAUUUUACACAGGAGCGUGUAAACACAGAUUCGAAUGAUGUAACAAUGAAUCUGGACCGGGUCAUUGAAGACCUUCGACUAAAACUCAAUCCUAUUGGAUUUUUAGAAGACAAGCUGGUUGGGAAUCUAAAAGGAGGUCUACGCUAGCUCCUAAGGUUUACAACAUUUAUCUGAUAGAAAACAAUCUUAAAUACAGUCCCGAGGAGCAAAAGAUGAGGUACAAAAUAUUUGAAAAUGCUUUGAAAAAGGUUCUUUUCGAGAACAAUGGGACUUGGAAGAAAGGAAUAAACAAGUUUUCUGACAAGUCUGAGGUGGAACGGGAAGCGUAUCUCGGAUAUAACCGCUCAAGACCGCUAUCCUCAGAGGUCAGUGGUAGAGGUAAACCUGGAAUGGUUGGAGUUAGUAUGAUAGUUGGAGGUCGGAGCCGUUUGGGCUGGCCGCUCUACCCUACAUCCAAAACUGUGGACUGGAGGGAGAGAGGUGCUAUGACCAUCCCUCUCGACCAAGGAGAUUGUGGAAUUUGUUGGGCCUUUGCAUCCACUUCCGUUUUAGAGUCUCUAUAUUUCAUCAAGACGGGAGUACUGAGGUCCAUGUCUGUGCAGCAGGUUGCCGAUUGUACCAACUCUUCUAAUGGAUGUGUUGGAGGUUGGUUUGGUGACGUGUACUCUUAUCUCAUGAACUCAAACAAGCUCGCUUCCAGCAACUCUUACCCGCUAGAUCUACCAAAAAAGGGAGCGAGAUUCACCAUUAAUCGAGGGUGUGAUAAUAAAAAACUAAAGGUAUCAAAAGACGCCAUAAAAGUUGCCUAUUUGAGCCAGUAUGAGUCCGGAAUAACAGAAGAGAGUAUAAUUGGAGCCUUGUCAAGACAACCACUAACCGCAGGGAUAUAUUCACCUCCUUCUCUCUUCUCCUACAAGUCUGGUCUGUUUCUUGAGAAGAAUUGUCCUAGUUCAAUGGAGACGAAUAACCACGCCGUUGUCCUGGCUGGUUACUCUCCUUCUACCUUUCUUGUUAAAAACUCGUGGGGUGAAAGUUGGGGUGAAAAGGGCUAAUUCAGAUUAAAACGAGUAGGAUCCAACUGCGGUGUGACCACCGACGUUGUGUGGCCAACUCUCCACACCUACCAGGAGAGGGACCCAGACUCAAGCUUCACUCCCUGUAAGGACACACAGCCCUGGUGUCGGAACUUUGCCGUAACAGCAUGUCCCUUCUCUGCUCCCUUCAGAGAGACAUGUCCCUACUCCUGCUCCGUAUGCUCUUGUAGGGAUCUUGCGGAGGGCUGUUCAGAUAAACUCCACCAGUGUAGCACGCACUCUACAGUUAAAUGGGCAUGUAGGAGAUCGUGUGAAUUGUGUCAAUGUCCUCCUGGUACCUCACUCUGUAGAACACAAUGUGUGCCGUACUGGCACCAGGGCUACAAACCUCAGCAGUGUGAUAACAAACCUCUAAAGAACUCCGAGUUCGAGGAUUAAACGAUUUGGUGGUUAUACGAGCUGUACAGAUUAAUAAAACUAAAGCUAAUGCUUUCAUAAUUCAUAAGUAUCAUUAUAUUAACACGAUUAAAGUUUAACAUUAUUCCUAUCAUAAUUCGGUUUGUCAUCGGUUUGCUAUUUUUGCUACACUUAUCUUUAAGAGCCCUGUUGUUGGUAUAAAAGCUAUCAAACAAAAGAGAAAAUGACAAACCUUGGUUUCGGUGGUAUGAAGUCUCUCAGUCAACUCCUGAACUUGACCUCCUUCCAAUUUCUGAGUGCCAAGGGGAAAGGGAGGUUCGACUAUAGUUCCCCAGUUAGAAUUUAAUCGUGGAUCCUUUGCUGCUGUUUGUGCUGCCAUUUUGCAACGUAUUUGAUUUAAGAAAAGAUUUGUCGAUACGGACAACGAAUGUAAAGAUAAAACUAAAACUUAAUGGCUGCAAGUAUAGCACUGCCGUUAUUAACGCGACUUACAUGGACCAUUUUAAAAACUUUUUAGCAAACUGGGAAUAAUGCUUGCUGAAAAUCAUUUUGUGAUUUCGUUAC
Molecule: messenger RNA, 6128 nt
Organism: Bolinopsis microptera
Lineage: Eukaryota; Metazoa; Ctenophora; Tentaculata; Lobata; Bolinopsidae
Product: elongation factor-like GTPase 1
Exons: 24
Coding region: 38-3127 (1029 amino acids)
Biological process (GO): cytosolic ribosome assembly
Cellular component (GO): cytosol; ribonucleoprotein complex
Molecular function (GO): GTPase activity; GTP binding; ribosome binding
Source: RefSeq, a predicted model, not a curated record